AUGCAGAGUAAAACAUUCAUAACAUUGUCCUUUCUGAUUUUAACCAUUAUUUCAUCGGUUCAUUCUUGGAUUACCAUAGGUUUAUCCUAUGGAAUAUGCAAACUCACCUUUACUGAUGAUGUAAUCCACAUCAACGAGCACGACGCUCAUUUUUAUACCAAUUCCACAAAGGUCAAGAAAAUAGAAUCCAAUAAUCAAACCUCAACUGGGUUUGUACUUAAUGUCACUAUGUACGGGUGUGUAAAUAAUUGUGGUUGGUCAUUUGACCUAAAAGUAGAUAAUAAAACAAAGACAGUUACGCCGGUUGCUAGUAAACAGCUUCCUUAUACCUGUGUGAACAACCCAACCACGUGGCCAGUUGAUCUGGAAGCCAAAGUUUUGAGUGUUGGAGAUACUCCUAAUCCAGAUUAUCCUUUUUCUUUUAACCUUGCUAUGCAUUAUUGUAAAAAUAAUUACAACAUAGACAACAACACCGCAAUAACUAGCAAAGAUGAUAAAAAUAAUUUUGAUUGUCUCUACGAUUAUUCCAAUCAAAUGUAUGAUCCUAAAACUAUCUUUGAUUUUGAACAUGAUGGGGCUCGAUGGCCAUUUAUGGGACAAAAACCUGCUGCUUUAUCUUUAGCUGCAACAAUAGAUAAUGCUUUUAGCUUUUAUCAGAACCACUACCUAGGAUUAAAAUAUUCUUUUAGUAACAUUUCUGAAAAUAUUUAUGAUCAUCUAACCGAUUUUGCUCCAUUCUAUAAUCAUGCACCGGAUGACUCGAUUUCUUAUGAUAUUACUGGCACACUACAAUUAUUCACUGAUCAUUUUAAUUUGAAUUUACUCAAAGUAGGAACAAUCUUUGUUGACUCAGUUUCUGAUCAACCAAGUUUUCUUGAUAAAAGUGGAAACCCAUUACAACGAACUGUAUAUUUAACAGAAUUUUACUACAGAGUGCCUUUUGAUGCCACUGGUUGGAUGAAAAAUACUUUUAAAAAUUUUGGUUCAGAUAAAGAUUCAUAUUUACAAACUAUUAUUGGUAAAUUGCCCAAUAUGGUGAAUGGAAAUAUUGAUGUAUUCACACCUUCAACUUAUUGGCUUGCAGCACCUUUUUAUAUGCCCAUCGAAUUAGUUAAUUUUGGUAGUGUAGAUGUUAGGAACUUUGCACAACCUACCCUUAAUGCAGCAGUGGCAAGCACCAUCCUCAAUCAUUAUGGCUUUACCUAUUGUAACCACGUAGAUCAAGAUCUCUGUGGUUCAUGUUGUUUGGCAGAAGGAAUUGCUACUCCAUAUGGAGGUGGUUGCGUGGUUAUUGGUAGAUAUGACUGUGUAACGCAAUAG
Funneliformis mosseae is the source of this 1320-nucleotide messenger RNA. The record is from the annotation of a GenBank genome assembly. Lineage: Eukaryota; Fungi; Glomeromycota; Glomeromycetes; Glomerales; Glomeraceae.